UAAUCUGUGAUCAACAUGCAUCGUUACAUGACAAAUCUCCAGCAGGCUCUCUCCAUCGAUCACCCAAGCACUUCUCUGCAACAAACACGCAAAAACAAAAUCAUCCACCAUUUCCGAUAAUUCUUAGAGCUUCCCCUCUCAAAUCCCUGCCCUAAUGAGUUAAUUCAUCAUCAAUUAAUCCCCAUUAAUUAAAUCCAAAUCCUUGCCGAUUCAAGCUUUCAUUUCCAAUCCAUGUUGCAGCCUGUGGUUUUUGUUCACCUCACGACAAGAUUAAUAGAUCUUGACAAGUUUUCUCUGUAGAAUUUCACGUUGUAUUAUAUAUAUAUAUAUAUGUUAGAUAUUGUAGAAUUGGGAGAAAAUCAAGAGGGGUUUGAUUUGCUUUGAAGAUGACCAAUUAUGUAGAUUUUAAUCAGAAGAUUGAUUAUGUAUUUAAGGUUGUUUUGAUCGGAGAUUCAGCGGUUGGGAAAUCCCAACUCCUGGCAAGAUUUGCAAGAAAUGAAUUUUGUGUAGAUUCAAAAGCCACGAUUGGGGUUGAAUUCCAGACAAAAACUCUUUCUAUGGAUAACAAGACUGUCAAGGCUCAAAUUUGGGACACUGCUGGCCAAGAAAGGUAUAGAGCAGUGACAAGUGCAUACUAUAGAGGAGCAGUUGGUGCGAUGUUAGUCUAUGACAUGACAAAGCGCCAAUCAUUUGAUCAUAUGACAAGGUGGCUAGAGGAAUUGAGAGGACAUGCUGAUAAGAAUAUUGUAGUUAUGGUAAUUGGCAACAAGUGUGACUUGGAAAGUCUUCGAGCAGUUCCUGUAGAAGAUGCCCAGGAGUUUGCUCAAAGAGAAAAUCUAUACUUCAUGGAGACAUCAGCUCUAGAGGCAACCAAUGUCGAAACUGCUUUUUUUACAGUAUUAACUGAGAUUUAUCGAAUUAUUAGCAAGAAAACUCUUGCUGCUAAUGAUGAUCAUGAUCCUAAUGGAACUUUGGGCCUUUUAAAGGGAACCAGGAUCAUUGUUCCAGCUCAGGAUCAAAACCUUGAAAAGAAAGGAGGCUGUUGCAUGUAACCCGGCUAAUUUUAACUUCACCAUUUUUUGUUUUGUUUUGUUUUUUUUACCUUUUUGGAAUUGUUUUUUACUUAAUUAGGAUAUACUGUUUCGAACAAAUUCAUCGUGUAUUGUCUAGAAUAUGAGUAUUUGACGUUGUUGGGUAAUAGGUUAAGGUUGUUUAUAAGUUAUCCGCAUGGAAUUAGUUAUCACUGUAAUUCUUGGAAAGACAUUACUUCUCCAGAUAACUACAUGUAAAAGAAUGUUAUUUCCAUUUUCAUUUU
Messenger RNA from Manihot esculenta (cassava), 1315 nucleotides. Its product is annotated as ras-related protein RABA4d. Bases 387 to 1052 code for a protein of 221 amino acids. Gene Ontology annotation, cellular component: endosome. The record is from RefSeq and is a predicted model, not a curated record. Gene Ontology annotation, molecular function: GTP binding; GTPase activity. The transcript has 2 exons. Lineage: Eukaryota; Viridiplantae; Streptophyta; Magnoliopsida; Malpighiales; Euphorbiaceae.